AGAAUCUUAGUUGAAUAAACGAGAAGUAGAUAGAAGGGGCUUUUAUUUUCUAAGCGUGUGUGGCCCCGGAGGCGGAAAUGCAACACGGAAGGUUUUCAAAGGUGCACAGGGAACGAAAGGACGGGACGGUUGAUACGGAAGAAGGAGUUCUGUGUUUUGAGUCCAGCUGGACCCCGUUUAACCCCUCACUGGGGCUCAAAAUGCGCUGCGGAGUUUCGGACACAGCAGGCGGAGAGUUCAUGUGAGCAAACAUGGAGCCGAGAUUCGGCAGCGAAGUGGCGUCGAUUGUGGAAGUGGCCAUCCAGGCGACUCUGUCUGUCUUCAGGGAUGUGUUGGCGAAAGAGGCGCCAAACACGGAGUGGGAAAAGGCGAGGAUGGGCGAGAUCCAAGAGAUAGAGAAGUCUCUGGUGGUGCAGAUCCACAAAGUGUUUACGGAGUUCUCCUCGGAGCUAUUCGAGGAAAACGAGGCUUUGCGGGCCAAAGUGGAGCAGCUGGAGGACGUGCUCCAGAGGAAAGCCGGGCAGCUCGAGCAGGAGCUGGAGGCCAGAGUGGGGCAGCUGGGCAGAGACAUGAAGCAGCUGGAGAAGGAGCUGAAGACCAUCAGCGAGGGCCCGACUCACGUCCUGCUGCAAGACGGCUCAGUGAUGGGAGGUCCUGUGCUGUCAGUGUCCACCAGUCCAGACGCCCCAGAAUCGGCUGCAGAAGAAUCAAAUCCAGACCCGCUGCCCAUUUCUGCAGGAGCUGCUGAAGUCGUCCCCACCUCCACGGCUGCAUCGGUGACCGUCCCCAAACCUGCGGUCGCCCCCAUGGUGCUCGUGGGCAGAGUCAGCUCUGCUCCCACGGUGCUGUUGGUUGGUGCCAGUCAAAUCGUAGCGCAGUCAUCGGCCGUCUCAGAAACGACGGGAGCUGCAGCAAUCGUGCUCAAACCAGCGGCCUCGCCGGGCUCUACACCUCAAAAUGUCCCCAGUCCCGACUCCAGUACUGUCAGCGGUCUCGACUCGACACAGGAGAAGAAGUCUUUGGAAGGAGGAGCUUCUGGGAGGACAAGACGAACGAGAAGAGCAGCUGCUAAUAGUGAAACAGUUUCCGUUGACAACGGCAGCGAGGAGAAACAAAGCAAGUCAGCUGAAGAGCCUGGCAGACGACUGAGAAAGACGGACUCGCAGACAGCGAGGCGGUUCUUCUGUGAGCACUGCGACCUCGGCUUUCACUGGAAAGGCGAACUGAAGAAACACAUGAAGGUCCACAAGAAGCCUUUUCCUUGCGAUCAGUGUGGCAGGAGUUUCCUAGAGAAGGCGUCUCUGGAAAAUCACGUUUUGCGCCACGAGGCAACUAAAGCCCCGCUGCCCUUCCCGUGCCCUCAGUGUAAACGAUCGUACAGGAAAGAGGAGUCGCUUCAGAACCAUCUGAAGCGUCACCAGCGGUCGAAGCCUCCGAAGCCAUUCUCCUGCGAUCAGUGCGGCAAAACGUUCAGAAUCAAGCAGUCUCUGGAAAACCACCUGUUACGCCACGAGAAAUGGAAGCAGCUGCUGAAGUGCCAGCUCUGCGACAAGACCUGCAAGACGUCGGUUCAGCUCAAGUGUCACAUGGCCGUGCACUCGGAAGAAAGGCCCUUCAGCUGCGUGACAUGCGGGAAGGAGUUCAAGAGCAAAGACACGCUUCGCUUCCACCAGAUGGUUCACACAAACACCAAAAAGUAUAAAUGCACAAUGUGUGAGGAGACCUUCAAAUAUGCCCACUCGCUGACUGUGCAUAAGAGGAAGCACACAGGCGACAGUCCCUUCGUGUGCUCCGUGUGCAACAGGUCGUACAGGACCGGCACGGCUCUGAAAAGACACAGUGUGGUCCACACGGGAGAGAAGCCCUUCACCUGUCACAUAUGUGGAGCGAGGUUCAGCUUGAAUAACAACCUGAAAAGGCAUCUUCGCAUCCACACAGGAGAGAAGCCAUUCAGCUGCCAGGAGUGCGGCAAGAGCUUCUCAGACAACAACAAGCUCAAGUCGCACAUGCUCAUCCACGGCGCCAGAAAGCCGUUCAUGUGCGAUCUGUGUGGGAAGACCUUCCUCUUCAACUGCAGGCUGCAGAUACACCAGAGGUACGUGCACGCCGACAGGAGCGAGCAGUCGGACGGCACGCAGAAUUUCUUCCAGACUCGACGGCAGAACAAGUCGCUGGUUAAACCGUAUAGCUGCAAAAUAUGCCUGAAAGGUUUCAGCGCCGCGUGCUCGCUCAAACUUCAUGAAAAAGGCCACAGCGAGCACAAGGAGUUCAACUGCGGCAUCUGUGGGAAGUCCUUCCACAACAAAUACUCUUUCAGCUAUCAUCAGCGGAGCCACACGGGCGAGAAGCCGUUCGUUUGCGACGUGUGCGGGAAGCGGUUUUUCCACGCCGCGAGUCUGAAGCAGCACGAGCGCAUUCACACGGGUGAGAAGCCGUACAAAUGUGACCAGUGCGGCAAGGCCUUCAGAACGGACGGGAACUUCUACAGACACAUGCGGAUCCACACGGGGGAGAAGCCGUUCGAGUGCGUGUACUGUCAGAGGAAGUUCCACCAGUCCAAUCAGCUCAAGUCCCACCUGCAAAUCCACACAGGGCAGAAGCUCUACUCCUGCCAGCAGUGUGGCCGAGGCUUCUCUGAUUCACGGCAGCUCAAGAAGCACAGCUGUGACGGGUCGCUGGAUUUUGACAGCACUCUGGAGAUGUUAGCAUGUGAGGCAACAAGAAAGAUCAGCACCGUUUUCUCCCAGGUGUCUUUGCUGCUGCUCGCUGAAAACAGGACUCUGAAGGCCAAAGUGGGACAGCUGGAGAGUGAGCUAAAGACCGUGACUGAAAGCUUUGAAAAUGCCAGAGUGUGGAGAGAGAACGUCCUGAAUGGCUGCCCAGUCCUGUUUAAGCAGACUCCUCCAGGGGUGCAGGGUUUCACAGGACCACCACCUCCUGCUGCUGCUGCACGAGUGCAAAGAGUCAACCAGACAUCUGAUGCUGCUGUGCAGAGCGUCUCCACAUCAUCUCCUGCUGCUGAAGUGGAUGGUGGACACGAUGCUGAUUCUUCAGGUUCAGAAGGUGGAGAGGCGAUGGAGGAGCUGAUGGAAGCAGUUUCUUUACCAGACAAUGGACCGGACGCCACAGCAGAUUGUACCUCCGCGGACUCAGCGGAGCCCGAAUACACCGAGAGCCAAAAGCGUCUGGAAGCAGAGGUUUUGAAGAAAGGCAGAGUGUUUGUGUGUGACAUCUGUAACAAGACUUUUAACCGACUCUUCCACCUGAUGAAGCACAUGAACAUCCACAAAGAGCAGCGGCCUUUUACCUGCGACCAGUGCCCGAGAAAGUUCAGGAACGCAGCGACUUUUGAGUACCACCUGCUGCGACACGAAGAGAAGAAGUAUGCCAGCUACGAGUGCGAGCUCUGCCAGAAGAAGUUCAAAACAAAAAUGGGGCUGAAGACGCAUCAGGUGGUGCACACGGAUGAAAGGCCGUUCGCCUGCUCCACCUGCGGGAAGGGCUUCAAGACCAAAUACAGCCUAAAGUCCCACCAGCUCGUGCACACGGCUGAGAAGCCGCACAAAUGCUCCGAGUGUGGAGAGAGCUUCAAAUACGCCUUCACCCUUCAGUGUCACAGAAGCAUCCACACUGGAGAGCACCCGUACAAAUGCACGGUGUGCGGCAAGGUUUUUAUAAAGAGACGAUCGCUCAGGACGCACCAGGCGGUCCACAGAGGGAAGAUGUUUACCUGUGAGACGUGCGGUGCUGGCUUCACCCUGCCUCAGAACCUGAAGAGACACAUGCACAUCCACACGGGCGAGAGGCCUUUCAAAUGUAAGGUGUGCGGGAAGGGUUUCAUUCAGGCCAACAAGCUGAAAGCACACAUGCUCCUUCACGGCGCUUCAAAGCCGUACAUGUGCGACCUGUGUGGGAAGACGUUUCUGUACAACUGCCACCUGAGGAGACACCAGAGCGUAACUCAUGACGAGAAGCACGGGCAGGUCAUGAGGAGACGGGAGCGGGAGCGGGGCAGGCGCAGAGUAAUCUACCGGCAGGAUAGGACGAUAGUGGACGUGACGCCGUUCAGCUGUGGCACCUGUCACAAGGGCUUCGACACUGCGUGUUCCCUGAAGAAACACGAGCUCAUUCACACGGGUCACAUGCAGUACCGCUGCGACCCGUGCGGGAAGUCCUUCUUCUACAAAGCCACCUAUGACUACCACCAGCGGGUCCACUCGGGAGAGAAGCCCUUCGGGUGUGACGUGUGCGGGAAGAGGUUCAUCAUCCGUCAGGCGCUCAAGAUCCAUAAGCUGCAGCACUCUGGAGAAAAGCCGCACAAAUGCGAGCAAUGCGGCAAGGCCUUCCGCAUGUACACGAACUACCAGAGACAUCAGCUGAUCCACACCGGAGAGAAGCCGUAUGAGUGCGAGGUCUGCGGCGUGAGGUUCAGGCAGCUCGGGCACGUCAAGUUUCACAUGCAGACCCACACGGGGGAAAGACCACAAUCAGUCAGCAUGGCGGACCUGGAGCCGCAGGUUUGCGCCAUUUUGGAGAUAAUGGUGAACGCGGCGGUGUCAGAGAUGAACAAAGUUAUCGGCGCCUCGGAUCCUCCGCGUCCACAAGAGACAUCGUGUGUGGCCGAAGACACGCACGGGUCCCCGGAGGAUAAGGUACAGGAUAAGGUGAUCCAGUUGAGCGUCUUCAUGUCGUCUCUGGCUCAAGAAGCUGUGGAGAAGAUCUGCCAGCUCUUCCAUGAAUGUUCCUCUGCGCUGCGGCUAGAAGUGACGCAGGGUGUGGCAGAGAUCGAGGACCUGAAGAGGAGACUGGAGGUCGCGGAGACGGAGUUGAAGCUGGCGCUCGAGGGCAGCGGAGGUCAGAAGGACGCGGAGGAGCUGACGGAGGGAGGCAGCGGGCAAAAGGAGGGGAGGGUGGACGUUGAGGUUGUUCAGCUCGAGCAACGCUCAGGGAGGAAGAGUCGCAGAAGUGUGGUUAGCAGGGACGCCGGAGUGAAGAGAUCGCCCAUAAUUCAUCUGUGGAAAGGCAGAACAUAUGAUGACAGCAUCCAGCCUGUUAUAAUAAAAGAAGAAGGGUUUGAGUGCUCAGCCGACCGGAUGUCGUCUGACUCUGGUCAGUACAGAGAUGAGUUUUGGCAGGAUGAGGACGACCCUGACUACCAGGCGGAACCAGACGAUCCAGAUGAUGCUGACCCAGGAUACACCACCAGAUCCAAGCGUGUUGCAAAGGGAAAGUCCCACCAAGCUCAAGCAAAGAAGGAGAGUCAGAAGGAGCAGCCUCUGAGCUGCAAACACUGCCGGAAAACCUUCACCAAGCUGCUGCAGCUCAAAGCCCACCAGGCCGUCCACGGGGCGAGCGCGGAAAAGCCCUUCCAGUGUUCUCAGUGUGGCCGAGGCUUUGCGUUCCAGCGAAGCCUCAGUGCUCACAUGUUACUGCACACAGGUGAGAGGCCACACACCUGUGAUGUUUGUGGGAAAGGUUUCACCCUGAAGCAGCUCCUGAGAAACCAUCAGCGUCUCCAUGCUGACGUGCGGCCAUAUCGCUGCGAGCAGUGCGGUAAGAGCUUUUACCGGGCGCACGGCCUGAAGAUGCACCAGAUGGUCCACACUGGGGAGCGUGCCUAUAACUGCCAGUACUGCAACAAACGUUUCACAAUACAAGGAAACCUGCAGCGCCACCUGCGCAUACACACGGGCGAAAAGCCGUUCAGGUGCGAGACUUGCGGCAAAAGCUUCAACCAGGCCGACACUCUGAAAGGCCACCAGCGGAUUCACACCGGCGAGCGCCCCUUCAGCUGCGACACCUGCGGCAAGCGCUUCAUCCAGAAGAGCGCGCUGAAGAUGCACCAGAAGACCUCUCACGUGGACGAGAAGUCGCUCGCCUGCGUCGCGUGCGGCACCACGGUGGCCUGCGUCGACUCGCUGCGCAAACACCUCCAGACGCACGCGGCGACUAUUCCGUGCACCUGCGUGCUCUGCGGCCAGCGGCUCAGCUCCAUCACCGAACUGCGCUCGCACCAGCAGCAUCACACGGUGGACCGGCCUCACAGCUGCGGGCUCUGCGGCAAGAGUUUCAAGUCGUCCAGUUACCUGAAGAUUCACCUGAAAACGCACAGCGGGGAGAAGCCGUUCUCCUGCGACAUCUGCGGUCGCAUGUUUACACAGCAAAGCAGCCUUAAGUCCCAUCAGGUGGUCCACACAGGAGAGAAACCUUUCAGCUGCGACACCUGCGGGAAAUGCUUUAGCAACACCGGCAACUUGAACCGACACCAGCGCAUCCACACGGGGGAGAAGCCGUUCAGCUGUGACACGUGUGGGCGGAGCUUCAACCAGGGCAACAGCCUGAAAGCGCACCAGCAGAUUCACACCGGGGAGAAGCAGUUCAUGUGCGACAAGUGCGGCAAGAGUUUCUCCUACCUGAGGAACCUGAAAGACCACAAGUGCUUCUAUGUCUGAAGCUAAUCUGUGAGGUGAUGUCAGCUCCUGUAAGCUGCAGUCAGGUUAGCUGAAAGCGAUUUUGGUGAUUGUAAAGCUGGCUUUCCCAGAUUUCUUCUGUCACUGCCAAGAAAGUGAUGCAGGUAGAUACGGCGUGAAGAGUGUUACAGCAUCUGUCUGUGAGAAUAGCUGACAAAUUGCAUUUCCAACGUUAAAACUGAACGGACAGAGAGAGUUUUAGCUCCUGAUGUGAGUGCAUUUAUCACUGAACUAAGAAAAGCCUGGGUCAAAAUGAUCUUCAGCUUCUUGCCUUUUGUCAGCGUGAUGUAACUGAAAAGCCAAAAGCAGAUUUUUACCACCACAGUUGGUAUUAACGAGCCACAGAAACAGCUGAUCCUUAUUAAAGACGAGGCAUUUUGCCCUUUGGUAAUGAUUUCUUGUUAUCGCGACUAACUCGCAGAUGGACGGGCCAGAUGCUUCAGCUCAGUGUAACAUUUAAAGCUCUUUGCCAGGGAGACUGAAGUUUGGCUUUUCUUACCUAGCGAACACAUUUUGUAUUGAAACGUGAGUAUUUUCUGUGUGAAUUUGUACCAACUCACCGAUGGUGCUCGCGAUGAGGAUGGGCUGUGUUUACAUUGCAUCACGUGCAGCACCACCACAGCUCCUUUUCACACGUGUGAAAGCAAGCAAGCUUCACUAUGCAUGAGCAACACGUGCUCGUGCUUUCAGAGGUAGCAUGAACGGUUUUACUUUCCACAGUUACAGUUCUGUCAAAAUAGGAUCGCAAGUCAUUGAUAUUUGGCGCUGUGGCUCUGUUUGAGGUCUUCCCGUCCUUCCGCACAUAUACAUGGAAAGCCUAAAGGCAUUCAGUUUGACUCUGUGGCCUGUUAGAAAAAAUGCUGUGCUCGGUAUAGCGGUAAUCUGUGGGCAGCUGUUACAUUAUAUUCCUCAUCUGGGCUGUAUAAUGUGUAAAAAUGGGACGUCUGAUCUCGUUGUGCGGCUGAUAUUUAUAACGGUGCAACUCAAAGAGUGCUUUUCUGUCUUUUUCUCUUUUAACAUCAUCUCACAUGAUGACUGUUACUACGUAAAUGCCUUGUAUGCAUACAAAGAACCGGCGUGCUGAGAACAUAACAGACUGAAAGUAUUAUUUUGUGAAAAUACUUUAUUUGUAACUUCUCUUGUGGAGAUGAUAUUCACUCAACCUUGUAACUGAGUUCAAUUCAUAAAACAGUGAAAUGUAAA
This is a messenger RNA of Haplochromis burtoni (Burton's mouthbrooder), 7673 nucleotides long. RefSeq lists its product as uncharacterized. Gene Ontology annotation, biological process: regulation of transcription by RNA polymerase II. Gene Ontology annotation, molecular function: RNA polymerase II cis-regulatory region sequence-specific DNA binding; DNA-binding transcription factor activity. The record is from RefSeq and is a predicted model, not a curated record. The coding region runs from base 252 to 6452 and encodes 2066 amino acids. Lineage: Eukaryota; Metazoa; Chordata; Actinopteri; Cichliformes; Cichlidae. The transcript is spliced from 16 exons.